GUGUGGAUUUGUUCAAUGAAGUCUAAGUGAAAGUGAUGUUGAUCCGGACAAGAGUAGCUAGCUAGCUAACGUUCAAGGCGUUAAGUGUCGUAAACAUUGUCAAAUAUUGCCUGAAAGUUUAGCAAGCUAAUAAAUCGAGAUGUUUCCUAAUUUUGGAUCGAAAUCGGAUGCAAAUUUACUGUAAUCUCCGGACCAGCAAGCUAUUGAGAAGCUAGCGUCGUUAGCUAAUGUAGUUAGCAUCAACUACUGAACAUUCUCCACCUGUGUUUCUGAACAUCGGGAUAUUUUCUUUGUGCAUUUUUCUGGAGGAUUACAAUGUUAUGCUUGUCGACCAUUUAUUUUUGUUGAAUCAUUUUCAUAGCGUGUUAGCAACUGUCUAUCAACUCUGCCUCUCCAGCUCCGACCGUGGCUGGCUAACUAGCUAGGCUAGUUAUCCAGCCCUGCCACCCGCUGUGCACUUCCCCCACUCACCUCCUUCUCCAGUCGGCUAGCUUUAGCUAGCCCGCUAAGUAAAAUGAGACAAGCAUAAACUAUUUAACUGUGUAGCCUGCUGCAAAAUGGAUUGUAAUCUGACGUAUGAAGACACAACCAUCACAUUGUAAGGUCUCUGUCAAGGAGAUCAGCAGAGGGGAUGGACAAGCCGAAAUCAAACUGCGAAGAAAAUGUCUCUGAACCGACAGCUGAUGAAAGCGCCCCUACAGAGCAGCCAGUCCUCUCAGAGGUGGAGUCGGAGGCCCCUUCCGCUGCAGAAGACGCGUCGGACACUGCUGCUGCCACUUCCAACACACCUGUGGAGAACAGGGUGAGGGCCUGUGCUCUCUGUAACUGCGUGGAGCGCAGCCUGCAUGGACAACGGGAACUCCGACAUUUUGGGCCAUCUUCCUCCCGGCCAGCCCUAGAGCCCUCAGCUUCCUCACUGCCAGGGCCUGGGAACGAUGACCUGUCUUCCAUCGGAUUCUCAGACUCCGACGCAUCCUGUCUGGCAGCACAGUUGGAGGACACAGGGGGUUGCUGGGUGCAUCACUGGUGUGCGGUGUGGUCAGAUGGGGUGAAGCAGUUGGAGGAGGCUGAGGAGGAGCUGGAGAAUGUGGACAAGGCCGUCAUCUCAGGGACACAGCGGCUGUGUGAAUAUUGCAAGCGUCUGGGUGCUACCAUCCGGUGCCAUGCUGAGGGCUGCUCACGGUUCUACCACUUCCCCUGCUCUGCUGCCAGCGGCUCCUUUCAGUCCAUGAAGCAGCUGGCUCUCCUCUGUCCGGAGCACAUAGACAAGGCUGAGGAGAUGGCGGGUGAGGAGGCUCAGUGCGCGGUCUGUGACUCUGCGGGGGAGCUGCUGGACCUUCUGUUUUGUACGGGCUGUGGGCAGCACUACCACGCCGCCUGUCUGGAGAUCAGCGCCACGCCCAUACAGAGAUCAGGGUGGCAGUGCCCAGAGUGUAAAGUGUGCCAGACAUGCAGGCAACCAGGGGAGGACUCGAUGAUGUUAGUAUGUGAUGCCUGUGAUAAGGGCUACCACACCUUCUGUCUCCAGCCAGCCAUGGACUCUCUUCCCUCAGACACAUGGAAGUGCAGAAGAUGUCGGGUGUGCACGGACUGUGGUGCUAAUGGUCUGACGCUGCCCGGCUCGGCCCAGUGGUUUGACAACUAUGCCGUGUGUGAGGGCUGCCAACGUACCCGCAGCUCUACGUGUGGCGUCUGCAGCAAAGCCUCGGAACCACCAGUCACACUGCCGCGCUGUAGCACCUGCAACAGGUGGGUGCACAGUGAGUGCUCCUCUACGUCGGAGCCACCUGAGGAAAAGUGGAUCUGUUCGCUCUGCCGAGACAGAGAGCCUCCGCCAGACCCUGUCACACAGACAGACGGACAGACGGACACGAUGGAGAUGCAGACCACAGAGACGGGGUCUGAGGUGACGAUAGAAGGACAGACAGACACAGUUGCCGAGAUGCCAAUCCAGACAGACUCGGCGGCUGAUGUUACGAUAGAAAGACAGACGGCCGUGUCCGAGAUGACCGUGGGACAGACGGACAUGUCUGAGGAGGUGACGAUGGAACAGGCGGAGACCAAGACGGACGAGGAGGUGCCCAUGGAGCUGGGGACGGAGGCUGAAGUGGUAGAAAGGACAGAGAGCACCAUGGAGGAGGGGCCUCAGCUGGAAACGGAGGAAGUCCCUGCAGAACAGCCCAUGGUCCAGGCUGAGGUUACAGAAGCAUGUGAAACAACAGAACAACAGGAGGCUUCUAGUUUACCUGUGACUGUUGUGGAAGAGAGAACAGAGGAGGCUUCCAACCAGAUGCCCCAACCCCAGGUCAGCUCUGUCCCUGUCCUUGAGUCUCCGGAGUCACCAGAACAGCAACCACCACAGUCGCCAGAGCCAGCACCAGUAGUCCAGCUAGGCCCUGACCACAGAAAGGAGAGGGAGGUGGAGGUCAAGCCCUCAACAGAGCAGCAGUCAACACAGGAGAAGGAGGAGAAGAUAAGCGGUGAGGGCAGGUCUACCACCAAGCCAUUCAUUCGGGACUCGCCAGAGUCACCAACCCCUCCCAUCUCCAUGCAAGAGUCAGAGCAUGUUUCCAUGGACACAGUUGAGGCGGGGCUAAAGGAGGAGCGCUCAGGGUCUCCCAUUCCUCCUGCUCCACAGGCCAACACACAGGAGGCUGCUCCUUCUACUGUGGACAUGGAGGACAGGGGGACUCACUCUGAGGAGGAGGAGGAGUUUGUAGAAGAAGAGGAGGAACAGCAGGGGAAGGAGGCAGGCGGAGAGGGUCAUCAUAGUCAUCACAGAAGGGUCAAGAUCAAGCAGGAGCCCCAGGACCCCACGGAGGAGCAGGAGGAGACGAAGCCUGAUCAACUCCUCUUGGAUGAGAUGUCCAACCAGAGUCACCAGAGUCACGGGGACGAGAGCAGCUCUGGCUUCCUGGGCUCCCCGGCCGAGAACGAGGCUGAGGCAGAGCCUGACGCACAGCUGUCCAUGGAGCUUAGCCUGAUGCCCACCGGACGCUCCCGUUCCGACUCCCUGCUCACUGAGACGGACGACUCGCUGCCCUUUGACCCCCUCAAACCAGACGGGGAGAAGAAGAGGAGAGGCUCGCCGGGGCGCUCCCGGGUCAAACAGGGGCGGGGCAGCAGCAGUUUCCCGGGGAAGCGGCGCCCUCGCGGUGGUGGCGGUGGGAGGGGCCGUGGCGGAAGGAACCGCCUCAAAGCCAUGGCCUCCUGCAUCGACGCCUUCCUGCUGAGCAUGACAGCAGCAGACACUGGACUGUGUAAAGAGGAGGAGGAGGGGGAGGAAGAUGAGGCUAUGCAGAACACAGUGGUGCUCUUCUCCAACACAGAUAAAUUUGUCCUGCUUCAGGACAUGUGUGUGGUGUGUGGCAGUUUUGGGAAGGGUGUGGAGGGGCAGCUGCUGGCGUGUGCUCAGUGUGCCCAAUGUUACCAUCCAUACUGUGUAAACAGCAAAAUGACUAAGAUGAUGCUGCGUAAGGGCUGGCGUUGUCUGGAAUGUAUCGUGUGUGAGGUGUGUGGCAAGGCCUCGGACCCGGCCCGCCUGCUACUGUGUGACGACUGUGAUGUCAGCUACCACACCUACUGCCUGGACCCGCCCCUACACACUGUACCCAAGGGGGGGUGGAAAUGCAAAUGGUGUGUGAGCUGUAUGCAGUGUGGUGCCAGCAGCCCGGGGUUCCACUGUGAGUGGCAGAACAACUACACCCACUGUGGCCCCUGUGCCAGCCUGGUCACCUGCCCUGUCUGCAGGGAGAACUUCAUGGAGGAGGAGUUGCUGCUGCAGUGUCAACACUGUGACAGAUGGGUGCACGCGGUGUGUGAGAGUCUGUACACUGAGGACGAGGUGGAGCAAGCUUCUGAUGAGGGCUUUGCCUGCACCUCCUGCACUCCCUACGUUCCCAAACCCAUAGUAACAGUGGAUACAACCUACAUGACAGCCAUGAAGAUAAAAGAACCAGAGCCCCAGUUCUACCGCUUGGAGGGGGUGUGGCUGACCGAGACGGGCAUGUCCCUGCUGCGUAGCAUUUCUAUGUCUCCCCUACACAAGAGACGGCAGCGGCGCUCCCGCCUGGACAUGCUGUGUGGCGACGGAGGGCAUGACGGCAUUGAGCUAAGAGAGGGCGAGGGAGAUGGGGACGAGGGAAAAGGCUGUGGGGAGCCCAUGGAAUGUGAGACUGGAGCCCCUGGUGUAAAACAGGAGCCUCCAGGGAGCCCAGACAGAGAGUUGGGAGCAGAGGGAGGUGGUGAGGGCAUGGAGGAGGGCCUCCUCAAAGGAGGAGGAGAGGAGACUGACGAGGGCAAGAAGAGGAAGAGGAAACCCUACAGACCAGGGAUCGGUGGCUUCAUGGUUCGCCAGAGGAAGUGUCACACGCGGAUGAAGAAAGGUCUGUUCCCCCAUCUGUCUCAUCUGGCUGGAGACGGGACAAUUACUACAGAUAGACAGACCAGAGAGAAGCCAGCCCUAGAGGAAGGGCCCCACCCAGACACGCCUAUAGAUGGCCCCCCGGAGACUAAGCCAGCUGAGGGAGAGGGGGAGCAGGCCAAGAAACGACGAGGCAGGAAGAAGAGCAAACUGGAGGACAUGUUCCCAGCUUACCUGCAGGAGGCGUUCUUUGGUAAACAACUGAUGGACCUGAGUAAGAAGGCGCUCCUGGUUCCCCCAGGACAGAGGCAUCAUGGUGCCAUGGGUCUCCUCCGACCUCCACUGCCCCAUGCACCAGGGGCCAGACCCACCGCACCUGACGCAAUGGAGGCCAGGGAGCAAGCAAUGGGGGCUGGGAUGCACCUGAAGCAGGAGGGGGGUGAAGGAUCCCAGGUUCAGGGAGAGGGAGCAGGGUCGUCUUCAUCUGUCAAAGAACAGGGUUCAACGGACCCUCAAGGCUCCGACACGGAGAAGAAUGAAGGUCUUCCUCAGGGCAUGGAGAGUCAGGACUCUGAGCAGUUCUUCAGGAAGGUCCUGGGCUCGUCAGAGGGGGCUUCUCUAGGAGGGUCCCUACAGAGCAGCAUGAGGCCCAUCCUGGAGGGAGUCAAGGGGGAGAUGAACCGCAGCGGUCUGCCACAGAGGAACCUCCUCACAGGGUCCCUGCCCUCAGCUGGUGUGAUGGACUCCUUCCCUGGACUCUCUCAAUCGCCGUUCUUCGACAUGCGGGACCGGGGAGGCCUGUUCAGUCCAGACGGGGGAGAGGAGAGCCCAUGGGCGACCCCCUCCACCCCUGCCACCCCCUCCACUCCUCCUACCCCCGGCGAGGCAGAUGGAGACGGGCUGUCCUAUAACCAGCGCAGCCUCCAGCGCUGGGAGAAGGAUGAGGAGCUGGGAGAGAUGUCCACCAUCUCCCCUGUACUCUACGCAAACACAAACUUCCCCACUCUCAGACAGGACUACCCAGACUGGUCCAGUCGGUGUAAACAGAUCAUGAAGAUCUGGAGGAAGGUUUCAGCUGCAGACAAGGUUCCUUUUCUGCAAAAGGCCAAAGACAACAGAGCAGCUCAGCGGAUCAACAAGGCACAGAAGCAGGCAGAGAGCCAGGUGUGUCGGCCCAUCAAGACGGAGGAUGGUGGUGGUGUUGUUCGGGUCAAAGGUGAACGUCCAAGCCUGCACCUCCAGAUCCCCCCGCCCUCAGGUUCUGUCUCCAACCCCUCCCAGCCCAGCUCAGCAGAGAGCCCCUUCCCCUUCCACCCCGACUCGGGAUCCUCUUCCGUCUUCUUCCCUGACGGUCCUCUCAAGACCCCGGGCUCGGCAUCGGCAGAUAUGCGGACAGAUCCCUUUGCCAAGCUGCCUCCCCAGUCCCCCCACCCCUCUCACCACUCCCACCCCUCCACCCCGUACUCCUCCCACCAGGCCGCCUCCAGCCCUAUGCAGGGCCAGGCCUCUUCCUCAGGUUACCCCCACCCCGGCCCACAGGGCCCUCUUCAGGGACGGCCGGCAAGCCUCGGCCCCUUCGACAUGCAACCAGGGACUCCAGGGACUCCCCGGCGGGCCCAGCAGGUGGACCCCUUUUUCAGGCCGCAGCAACAGAUCCAGGGUCACCUACCCCAGUCACAGCAGGGCUCUCAGGAGCACCUAGGCCCCCCAGAAAGCCCUCGGUCCAGGGGUGGAGGGCCUGGGGACUCCCCUCUCUUCUCGCCGCCCCACACCACCCACUAUGGAGACCCAUUCCGAGGCCAGCAGCAGGGGAUGGGGCGUCCAGAAUACGGUUCCUCCCCCUCCCAGGUGUCCUCACCUGUUCGGAUGGGACAGGGGCAGUACAGGGCUGAUAUGAGUGGGGGACCCUCUCCCCGCUCCUCCUCCACGGGACGCCAGGACCUGAGUAACACGGGCUCCCCAGCAGGGAUGCUGGACUCUGGGGAUGGCUUGUUCAAGGCUCCCAUGACGCCCCGGAUGCACCAAGGGGAUGGCGGCAUGGUAAUCCACCCUGGAGCCUCACCCAACCACCCCUCUGAGGUCUACCGCCAGUCCCCCUCUACCCCGUUCCAGGACCCCUAUGCCCAGCCUCCUCUCACCCCCAGGCCCCAGUCUGGGGAUAGCUGCUCCCCCCUCCCCCAGAGGCAUCCCCAGGCCCAGCAGGAGUCCUGCCCCAGGGUCCCCUCCAGCCCCCAGUCCCAAGGCAGCUCCCAGUCCCCCCUCACUCCUGGAGCCCUCUCCAACGAUGCAUUCUCUGUCCAGUCCCCGGCUUCCACCUCGCGCUUCCAGUCACCUGACCCCUACUCCCAGCCCCCCUCGCGCCCCCAGUCCAGGGACCCCUUUGCUGCUCUGCACAAGCCCCCCCGGCCCACCUCCGCUGCUCCAGAGGGCACCCCCAGCUACAGAGGCUCACCUCACCCCAACCAGCCUCCCUCACUCCCCCCGUCCUCCACCCCUGUAGGGGACCCUCUCUCUGGGAAGCCCUCUGGGCCGCCUGGGUUCAGCCGGGGCCCCAACAUGGCCUAUCAGAUGGCCCAGCAACAACAACAACAGCAGCAACAGCAGCAACAACAGCAGCAGCAGCAACAACACAUGGGUGCUGACUUCCACUCCAGGAUGACCCCCCAGCAGGACCCCACAGCCCCCCACCCCCCGGAUGCACCUCAACCCCAGGGGGCUAUGCCCGGCGUCGCCCAGGAGAUGCCGGACAUGUCAGCGGUUCAGGAUCCUGCACUACUGGGCCUCAGCCCCUCUGAGCUAGAGAAGCACAGACAGAAACUGAGGGAGUUGUUGAUCCGACAGCAGAUGCAGCGAAACUCAAUCCGGCAGGAGAAAGAGGCUGCAGCAGCCAGCAGUGCCGCCCCCUGUUGGCCUGGAGGAGACAUGGCAGUCUAUCAGCAAGACAAAGCACGCCGCGCUCCACCACCCUACCCACAGGACCGUGCUGCUGCUGCUGCUGGUGCCCAGGCAGCAUUGGCAGGGAAGAUGGAUGGUGGCCGUCUGCCACCUCCAGGAACCCCUGCCAUGAUGGACCCCAACCAGCUCAGACAACCAGGGCCCCCCAACCCCCAGGGCAUGUAUGGACGACCUCCGUUCCCUGGCCAGUGGCAGCAGGGCCCAGGUCCCCGUCGGUUCCCCCAGCCUGGCAUGGAGGGUGUGGGCCCCAGGCACCACCUCAAUACCCCCAUCAACAUGCAGCCUGGCAUGGACCCCGGAGGACCCCCACCACAGUUCAUCGAGCUGAGGCACAACUCCCAGAGGCUGCCCCUGGGGACCCAGUUUCUCCAACGAGGGCCCCAGCAACGGCCGCGCCUCUACAUCACCCAGCAGCAGGAAAUGGCCCCCGGCCAGUUUGUUCAUCAUCCAAUGACUCAGGGUAUGGACUCUCAGACAGACGGGGUCAGAGACUCACGGCUGGGGCUACAGCAGGGUGGUAUGGGUCUAUUACUGCCCCAGCAGAGCACUGGCCCCUCACAACAACAACCCCAUCUCCAGCCCCACACAGGCACUUCUCAGACCGCUAACACUCCCAGCUCUCACUCUGGGCAGCAGCACCAGCCUCCCCAGAACUCCACAGAGUCCCAGGCUGGAACUUCAGGGGACCCUAAUACUGAUCUCCCCGAGCCCGACCUGGAGGAUCCGUUUGCCCCUAAAAGGCUAGGGAAUGCCCCCGGGGAUGGAGGAAUGGAAGAUGAGGAUGACCUGGCUCUGGAUCUAGACCCUGAUAAGGGUGACGACGACCUGGGUAACCUUGACAAUCUGGAAACCACAGACCCGCACCUAGACGACUUACUCAACAGUGACGAGUUUGACCUGCUGGCUUAUACGGACCCCGAGCUGGACCAAGGGGACCCCAAGGAUGUGUUCUCGGACCAGCUACGGUUGGUGGAAGCAGAGGGUGAAACACCAGGUACCUCUGGAGCUCAGGACAUCAAAGUGGAACAGAAACCAAAAGUGGAGCAAAAUCCAGUCCCAAACACAGGAGGCUCCACAUCGUCCUCAACCCCCCAUCCCUCCUCCUCGGAGUCUGCCGACACCUCCAGGAUAAAGCUCGAGCCAGGCCAAGCGGUGGUGAAGGAUGAGAUGGGAGAAGCAGUCUCCAUGCUCCUUGAAACAAACAAAUCCUCCACUCAACCAGAGAACCAGGGUGCCUCCCUGAGCUCUGUGCGUUUAGGAGGGCUCCCAUACCCUCUUCCUGGUCAGGCUGAUUCCUUAUCCUCUCUCGGGGAGGACCCUUUGGGGCUGCCCGAUGGAGGGGGACAGCACUCCCCAGCCGUGGAUCUAGACAAAGUCGAGAGCUCUCUGGAAGCCAGCGAGCUUCCCUUGCUGAUCCAGGACCUGCUGGAGCACGAGAAGAAGGAGCUCCAGAAACAGCAGCAACAGCAGCAGCUCAGCUCCCUCCACCAGGGGGCGAUGAGGGGGCACAUGGGAGGCCACCCCAACCACCAGGGGGGUCCUGGACAUAUCAUGCUGACCCAACACCAUCGCCCCCCACCCCAGGGCAUGAUGGGACAGCCAGGUAUGGUGCCACGCCCUCCACACCUCCUGCAGCAGCAAAGGAUCAUGGGACAAUCUGGGAUGACGCCACAGCACAUGGCUGCCAUGGCUCAGCAACAAGGAAUGAUGAGGGUGGGGCAUCCUGGGGGAAUUCACCCAGGGCUCAACCCUCAGCAGCAGCAGCAACAACAGAUCAAACAGUCAACUCUGGCUGAUAACUUCUUCCCUGAUGAAGAUCUAGACAAGUUUGUGACUGACGACAUUAUGGAUCCCAUCGCCAAGGCAAAGAUGGUGGCACUGAAGGGCAUCAAGAGAGUGUUGGCACAGGACCCAAUGGGGGUACCCCCUGGCAUCAACAGGCAACAGGUCUCUCUGUUGGCCCAGAGACUAGCGUCAGCACCAGGAACAGGAGACCCACAGGGUCAACUCGCAUCUGGCCCAUCUAAGGAAGGGGAAAGCAGUGACCCAACACAAUCAAGACCCAACCCUCCCCAGUUUGUACAAGGGAUCAUCAACGAUACAGAGCAGCAUCAGUAUGAAGAGUGGCUCCUACACACCCAGCAGCUGCUGCAGAUGCAGCUCAAGUUCCUGGAGGAGCAGAUCGGAGCUCACCGCAAGUCCCGUAAGGCUCUGUGUGCCAAGCAGCGCACUGCCAAAAAGGCAGGCCGUGAUUUUGCCGAGGCUGACGCAGAGAAACUCAAAUUGGUCACAGAGGAGCAGAGCAAGAUCCAGAAACAGCUGGACCAGGUGCGAAAGCAGCAAAAGGAACACACCAACCUGAUUGCAGAGUACAGGAGCAAGCAGCAGCAGCACCAGCAGGGCUCUGGUCUCCUGGCCCCAGGGCCCUCCACCCAGGGGACCCACAUGCUCUCCAAGAUGCCCGGGCAGAUGAUGAUGGGCCAGCAAGGAGCUCCCAUGAUGGGCCAACCUCCAGGAAUCAUGCCCCAGGGAGGUAUGCCUGUCAGAAUGCCCCCACAGGGGCAGCCGUUCCUGGGAGGAGGCCAGCACCCCGGAGCCCUGGGAGUCAGAUCCCCUGGUCCUCCUGUUUGUCCUCCUGCAGGGUUCUUCCCCCAGGGUCCAGGAGGAGUCCAAGGAGCAGACCCAAGACUUCUCCAGGAGAGACAACACAGGAUGCAGAUGAUCCAGAAACUACAACAGCAGCAGCAACAACAGGCGAUGAUGCAAGGCCAGCAGCCCAUGCCACAUCCAGGUGUCCAACCAGGUAUGUUGCCACAGCCAAGCGUCAUGGGUAACUCUCUGAUUAGUCAACAACAACAACCAAACCUCCAACAGGGAAUUAUGCCCAACCAGGCCAUGGUGCCCCAGGGAAUGGUACCAGGGCAGGCUGUGGCCCAGCCACCUCAGACCCUGAUGGGAGGGCAGCCUAUGAACCAGCCUCCAGGCAUGAUGGGGGCCCAGCCAGGGUUGAUGGGGGCCCAGCCAGGGUUGAUGGGGGCCCAGCCAGGGUUGAUGGGGGCCCAGCCAGGCAUACAGCAGCAACAGAGGCCUCAGGUCAUAAUGGGACAGCAGGGAGUAGGGGGACCCCCUCAGCACCAUGGACUAAGAGGACCCGGCCAGGCCCAGCUCACACCUCAACAACAACAAAUCCUGGCUCAGCGCAUGUUGGCGCAACAGAAGCUACAGCAGCAGCAGCAAGUGGCACAACAACAGCUUAGGCAACCACCACCACAGGGCUUCAUCAGCCAACCCAUCCAGGCUCAAGACUCCCACGGAGGACUCUCUCAACCUGCUACCCCAGGUCAGAUGGGAUCUUCUCCCGCUUCAGCAGGGGGGAGCACGCGGGUCACCCCUCAACCAACUGAGGGGCUGCAGCAGGGGGAGGGUGGCAUCCUUAGUCCUAGCUCCAAGACCCCUCCACAGCAGGGUGGAGCUGGACCUUCAACCCCUGGCCAGAUGACCCAACCAGGGGCUGCUGGAGAGCAACAGGCGGUAGUGGGACAACAACAGCAAUACAUGGCCCAGCAGCAGCAACAGGCACCACAACAACAACCGCCUCAAAAUGCUCAAGCUGGACAUCAACAGCAAGCAGGUUACCAACAGGCAGGCAUGCAUCCUCAAGUACAACAGCAGCAACCACAGCAGCAACAGCAGCUUCAACAACAACUCUCUCUACAGCGACAGAACUCCCUCAAUGCUGAUCCCUCAAAGUCUGGUUUGGUUACCGUCAAGCAGGAAGGACAGCAGAUGUGUUACAUGGCCCAACAACAGCAACAACAACAACAUAAUCUUAUGCAGCAAGCCCAAGACCCCAUUAGACAACAACAGCAACAACAACAGAAUAUUAUGCAGCAAGCCCAAGACCCCAUUAGACAACAACAUGACAAUAUGGGCCAGAUGAAAAAUGUGAUGGGUCAACAGAACCACCCUGGUCAGCCUCAGCCCGUCCCUGGUAUGCCAGGCCACCCUAGUCCCCAGCAACAGGCCCUCAUGGCCCAGCAGCAGAAGCAGCAGGCCAUGAUGGGCAUGCUGAGAGCCCAGCAGCAGGGCAUGAUGCCUGGCCAGAGGCCUGGAGGUCCACCUGGUCAGAUACGCACCCCAGUCAACAUCCAGGCUAUCAUAGCCCAGAACCCCCAGCUCCGACACCUCACCCCCAACCAGCAGAUACAGCACAUCCAGGCCAUGUUCCAACAGCGCCAGCUCCAACAGCAGCAACAACAACAGGGCCAGAUGCUGAGGCUUCAGGUGGGCCAAGGACAGCCAGGGCAGAUGGGGCCCCUAGGAUCAGGGCAGCAGGUGGGACAGGUCCAGAGGAUGCCUGGAGGUCUGGAGGCCCAGCAGCAGCAGAUGCACUAUGGAGGAGCUCUGGGGAAACCAGGGGGAGUGGGCUCCCCGCAACAACCAGGGAUGAUGGGCCUCGGCCAACCACCGGGCGUGGUGGUGACUCAGAUGCAGCAGCAGCAAGGGAUCACGGGACCUGUAGUCCAACAGCAGCAGCCAGGAGCCUCGCCUCAGUAUUCUCUGAGUGUCCAGCAGCAGCAGAUGAUUCAGCAACAACAGGCCCAGCAACACCAGAUGAUGAGAUGCCAGGUACCCAUGGUUCGCUCCCCCAUGGGGCAGGUACGUGGUGGGCCCCCUCAUGGCCGCCUCAUAAGGCCCAUGUCUCCCCGCCAACCCUUGGCCAACUCCCCUGGUGACCCCCAGCGCCACGCCAUGGCACAGGCGAUGGGGAUGCGUCAACCCAACCAAGUCAUGCAACACCAGCAACAACCACAGAUCCACAUGGCUCAACAACGCUUCCAGGGCUCUCCCUCCCACGCAGGAUCCCCUGCAGGAUCCUCAGUCCAGAAACAGGAAGCAGGCAUGAGCCCAGCUACCCCAGGCACGCCACACUCCACCCACGUUGCCUCUCCAUCUGUAACUGACGGUGCAGCUGGGAAAGGUAGUCCUUACAGUCAGAUCAAGGCGUCUCCUCUCAGGUCACCUGGAGCAUCCAAGAGUCCCCUGGACUACCCUGGGCUUAAGGCCGGAAGUGGCGACAUUACUCAGAGCCAAGUCCCCCCGAAUGGGCCUUCGCCUCAGAAGGGUGAGAGUGGACAGCAGGGACGGCAGCAUCCACAACAGGGUUCAGAGAACCAGGGUGGUCCUCAAUCUCCACCAGGCUCCAGAGAGGGAGCUCUGUGUAAGAUGACCCUAGAGAACAUCAAACAGGAGCCCAGAGAGGUGACCUGUGAUGGGGAAGGAGGUGGUGGUCCACACUCUGGGGCCAUCAAGAGGGAGGUGACUGGGGAGCCGGUUGGAGGGUUUGGUAACACUGGUCCUGGACUAGGAGGGGACCCAGGAGCCCACGUCCCCAGGACUGAGACAGGACAACAGCUGCUGCAGAAGCUCCUGAGGACCAAGAACCUGCAGCUGGCAGCUCAUAGGCCAUCUGACGGCAUCCACAACGAGAUCAACGGACACAUCAACAGCAAGCUGGCCAUGCUAGAGCAGAAACUACAGGGGACUCCACGCAAUAUGGAGGAUCUGCAGUCCAUCACAAAGAGGGCUCCUGUUGCCAAGGCAAAGCGCACCAACAAGACUGGAGAACGAGCGCCCCAGUCCCGUAAGAAGAAGAAAGAGGAGGUUGGGAAGAGCACUGAAGCCCUGAUGAAACAACUGAAACAGGGCCUUUCUCUCCUUCCCCUGAUGGAGCCCUCCAUCACUGCCAGUCUGGACCUAUUCGCCCCUUUCGGCAGCAGCUCAGCCAACGGCAAGGCCCAGCUCAAGGGCUCCUUUGGAAAUGCAGUACUGGACAACAUCCCAGACUACUACUCUCAGCUUCUCACCAAGAGUAACCUCAGUAAUCCACCAACACCCCCGUCCUCCCUGCCCCCCACACCACCCCCCUCGGUGCAGCACAAGAUGCUCAACGGGACGACUGCUGUGGAGGAGCUGACUGAGGUACAGAAGGAUUCCGAGACCACAGAGGACACUAUGGAUUCUGUCACUGAGGAGGUAAAGAGUAUGGAUAUCCUUGCAGCACUCCCCACCCCUCCUCAUAACCAGAACGAGGACAUCAGGAUGGAGAGUGAUGAGGACAGCGACGCUCCAGACAGUAUUGUUCCAGCAUCCUCUCCUGAGAGUGACCUAGGUGACGAGGCACCCCGCUUCCCUCGCCUCAGAGAACCCAAAGAGGAGGAGACUGAGAGAACCAUCUCCCCUACCAUACCACUCAUCCCCCGCACUGCCAUCCCAGUGUUUCCAGAGAACAAGCCGUUUGAAGCAGCGGAUGACAAGGUGGUGUCUACAACCAACCCCUGGGACAAAGCCAAGAGCAACGAGGUGGCUGUGACCUUCGCACUGUCCUCCGCUGCAGCCAAGAAUCUGAACCAUGUAAUGGUGGCGGUGGCUCAGCUCCUCCACAUGCGGAUGCCUGGUUCCUAUGAGGUGGCUUUCUCUCCCAGCCCGGGCAGAGCAGGAGCCUCAGGACCAGGAAAAAGCCCCGAACAACCAGGUACUGGACCUCCAGGUACCCCGUGUGUGAAGACUGGUGGUAUAGAUGGUAGUUCACCCAGCCAGGAUGCAGAGUGGCUCAGACAGUUUGAUGUUUCUCUGCCAGGCUGCACUCUGAAGAAACAGGUGGACAUCCUCUCACUCAUCAAACAGGAGUUCCCCGAACAGGAGGACAAACCGGUUCAGCACUGUUACACCACCAACGUGUCUGACCUGGACGUACGCCAUCUCCCCGUCAUCCCUGUCGAGGAUUCCCCGCCCUCCUCUCCCUCUCCUCCUCCAGCUCCUCCUAGUGAACCUGAGCCUCCCACACAACCAGCCUCCCCCUCCCAGCCAGCCUCCCCCUCUCAGCUAGCCUUUCCCUCUCAAGCUCCCUCCAGCCCUGCUCAGACCACCUUUCAGAUUAAAACGGAGCCUGCCACCGCCACUGUUCAGAUCAAAACGGAGCCUGAGGCUGAGGAGGCCAUCCUUCCCCCUCCUGACCCUGUCCUUCUCCCUGACUCUGACCCUGGUGCUGACACUAAGGCUCCUGUUCCUAACUCUGCUGAGGCUCCCGCUGCUCAGGCGGACUGUGAUGCCAAGCCUGCUGACCAACCAGCCCCCCAGCCCCAGGACACCCCCACAUCCCCCACCCCCAGCCUGGAGGUGAUCUCCCCCAAGGUGAAGCACCGCAGCAGGCCCCUCUCGCCCGACCCUGAGGAGAUGGUGGUCCGGCCCAAGGUGAAGAAGUGGAAGGGCCUCCGUUGGAAGCGUCUCCAGAUCGUCAUCACCAUCCGUAAAGGAGGCUCCAAGAAGGAGAGCAGCCGCGGGGUCUCAGAGCUCAUGGAGCGUCUCCGCAUCACCCUGAGACCUGAUAAACUGCCCCGGGACAAACGCAAGUGCUGCUUCUGCCACGAGGAGGGCGACGGCGCCACAGACGGCCCCGCCAGGCUCCUCAACAUCGACGUGGACCUGUGGGUUCAUCUCAACUGCGCCCUAUGGAGCACGGAAGUGUACGAGACGCAGGGAGGCGCGCUGAUGAACGUAGAAAUGGCGUUGAGGCGCGGGCUCCGCACCCGCUGUGCCUACUGCCAGAAGACGGGCGCCACCAACAGCUGCAGCCGCCUGCGCUGCCCCAACGUCUACCACUUCGCCUGCGGCAUCCGGGCCCGCUGCAUGUUCUUCAGGGACAAGACCAUGCUGUGCACCCAACACAAACUGAAAGGACCCAGCGAGGAGGAGCUGACGGGCUUCGCCGUGUUCCGCCGCGUCUACAUCGAGAGAGACGAGGUUAAGCAGAUCGCUAGUAUUUUACAACGCGGCGACCGCAUCCACCUGUUCCGCGUAGGCGGCCUCAUCUUCCACGCCGUUGGCCAGCUGCUGCCGUCUCAGAUGCAAGCCUUCCACUCUCCGACCGCCAUCUUCCCCGUGGGCUACGAGGCUACCAGGAUCUACUGGAGUACGCGGGUGCCUAACCGCCGGUGUCGGUAUCGUUGUCGUAUCAGCGAGACGGAGGGAAGGCCGCUGUUCGAGGUACGGGUGCUGGAGCAUGGACAGGAGGACCUGCACUACCGCGACACCAGCCCAGAAGGUAUCUGGGACAGAGUGGUUCAGUCUGUAGCUAAGCUGAGAGAAGAGUCUGCCAUGCUGAAGCUGUUCACUGACCAUGUGAAGGGAGAGGACAUGUACGGCCUCACGGUCCACGCCGUGCUGCGCAUCACUGAGUCGUUGCCUGGAGUGGAGAGCUGCCAGAACUAUGUGUUCCGCUAUGGUCGCCACCCUCUGAUGGAGCUGCCCCUCAUGAUCAACCCCACCGGCUGCGCCCGCUCCGAACCCAAGAUCCUCACACACUGCAAGAGGCCUCACACCCUGAACAGUACGUCCAUGUCCAAGGCCUACCAGAGCACCUUCACCGGCGAGAUCAACACCCCCUACAGCAAGCAGUUUGUCCACUCCAAGUCCUCCCAGUACCGCCGUCUGAAGACAGAGUGGAAGAACAACGUCUACCUGGCCCGGUCCCAAAUCCAGGGCCUGGGGCUGUACGCUGCCAAGGACCUGGACAAACACACCAUGGUCAUCGAGUAUAUAGGAACCAUCAUCCGCAACGAGGUGGCCAACCGCCGCGAGAAAAUCUACGAGGAACAGAACCGUGGGAUCUACAUGUUCCGCACCAACAACGAGCAUGUGAUCGAUGCCACUCUGACCGGCGGCCCUGCUCGCUAUGUCAACCACUCCUGUGCCCCCAACUGUGUUGCUGAGGUGGUGACGUUUGACAAAGAGGACAAGAUCAUCAUUAUCUCCAGUCGCCGAAUCCCCAAGGGUGAAGAGCUGACGUACGACUAUCAGUUUGACUUUGAGGACGAUCAGCACAAGAUCCCUUGCCACUGCGGAGCCUGGAAUUGCCGAAAGUGGAUGAACUAAACUAACAGGGAGAAUAAGAGGGGAGUCCCUUCUUUCUCCCGGGUGCCAGAACAGAACACUCCUGCUGCGCCAAAGCCUUUAGAAUCUUUAGAACUACUUACCCAGUUCAUAAGCUGUUCGUAAGCUGUUCAUAAGCUGACGAACGAGGAGGGAAACUAACCUCCAAAACAAUAAAAGACUAAGACGUUUGCAUUCACACCUGUAGCCAAAGGUUUGGAGAGCAUUACUGAUAUAAAAGCAAACAAACCAUCUCUAUUGACAUCCAGCCGAAUGGUGGGACAAUCUCUUUGUGGAUGAACUGUGUCCUCUGCCAAAAGCAACUCUUUCCUCUACCUACCUACCGCAACCCUUUCAAUAACUAUGGCUGGAGUACAAUCCUCUCUACACCUACCAAAUGUUCUGAUUCUAUCUAUGUGAUAUCAAUACUCUCUUAGGACAGACCUCACCUAGAGCUUUGAAGAAAGAAGCCAUUUUAAGUACUAAGAACAAACUAAUGCAUUUUUUAAAGUCUUACCUAUCCUUUUCUUCUUCUCCCGCACUCUCCCCUUCCUAACCUAACCCUUAAGGAAAAGAAACUCUCCCAUCGUCAUUGGUGAAGAUUGACUUCCCGACGUGGAUAUUAUUGGCUAGCUAGACAAUCCUGAAGACAGUGUCUCUGAGUCUGUAUAGAAGAACUAUGUAUUGUUGAUGGAGACGGAGUAGAAAGAUGUAAGAUAAUAUAAAAGUUGACCUCUAGAGGCACCAGACAGAAAGACAGAGGUUUUAUUAUUGUCCUGACUGACUAAAGGAGUUUAUAAAGGUGGGUUAGUUGGACCCCCAGUCUACCUCAUUGAUCUAGUGGGAGUGACUGCUUACUUUGCGUAAAAACUGUAACUGCUACUGUGGAAAAGGGAGAAGAAAGGUGUCGGUGGGAAUGUUUUCAUUAGGCUAAUAAUAUAGCCUUCUCGGACAAGCAGGGAAACUUAAAAUAGCAGCCGGUUUGCUCUAUCUAUUCUAUGCUGAUUUUACAAUAAUGAGCCAACAAUAUUAUUCCUCAUUAAUUAUGUAUACAGACGGAUUAAAUUAUAUGAUCGUUUUUUAAGAUAUCACAUUAAGAUCAAUCACAAGCUUAACAGGUGUCAUUAGAUGACUCCUGGUCAUCCUGGAUUUCAUGUAGCUACUUUUUUUUGCCAUUCUCUGCAUAUUUAUAAUGCAUUUAGAUAUCAUGCUUUUUAGUUGUGUGACUGAACGCACAAUAACAUCCACCCUUAUGUUGCGGAGGACUGAGCGAGAGAUUGGUGUGAAUGAUUGUUGCUUCCACAGCUUCAAUACAAAGUGAAGUAGGAUCACGGCGCUAAUUUAAUAAGAAGUCUUUGGCAAGACGAUCAAGUCCAACUACCCUAAUGAGUGAAGGAAGUGUAAUGUACGCUUGCUGCUUUGUGCCUUUAGGUCACACAUUAAGCAGAAAGCUUGCGGGUAAUGAUGCAAGACAAGACUACUAUCCAAUUUUGUUUUCCACCUUUUAGUCCUUCAAAUCCCAUCUGCAUUUUAAUAUUUUCUUUUCUCGUCAACCAUGAAUCUAGCCUCUUCCUCUCUAUAUCAUGUAGUGGACUGUUGUAAACUUUACUGUAGUGAGUCUUUCUCUGCCUGGCCCUGCCUGUCUAACCACACCACCGCUAGGUGUAUUUAUAAAGAUCCCUGUAUUGUGGUUUUCUAGUGGUAGUACGGUCUUCUAUACUGGAGGCUUGAAUCAAGGGCAGGGGAAGACUUGUAAAAAAAGGGCAUUUGUUUUCUUUUUUUAUGAAAUUAAUAACAAAGUAGAUCUUCAAAGGGGAGAGUUCUGAAGUCUCCAUGACGAUGUCUCCUGUACUACUUUGUAUCCUCUACCCUGACCUAAAACCUCACAUAAGAAAAAUGCAAAAGUGUACAAACUGUAUAUAUAUACUAUAGGGGGCAACAAACUCUUUAUCCAACCCCUUUUUAAUCAAUAAAAAUCUAAAAUUGUAGAGAAAUAAAAUUGAUGAAAGAAAUCAACCACUGGAUAUCAUUUUAUCAAAGAUUAUGCUGUGUGUGUGUGUAUAUAGAUAUAUAAAUAUAUGUAAAAUGGAGUGUUUUUGCAUUUACCUGUUUUUCUAUUAGCAUUUUUUGCUAUAAGCUUUCAAAGACAGUUUGUUAAAAUAGGUAUGGUCUUCUCCAAUGACUUGGAUGAGAAGCCAAGAGUGAUAAGAGAAUGUUCUAGAUGCAUUAUGGAAAGUUGUCAAGAUUAUUACAACUUCAUGAAAAAUCACUUGUGUAAAAGCAGUACAAGGGUGCAUAGCAUUUGUGUAUUUAUGUACAAUUGUUCACGUAUUUGUUCAUUUACUUUUUAAUUUAUGCUACUACUUGUCAAUUUUACCAAAACCUGUCUAUCCCUUGAUUGGUCACAAUUGGAUUAUUAGUAUGAGUCAGUAAAUGGAAAAUCUUGAACUCCUCCCUGGCUAGGAUAUUAGUUAUUAAAUAUGAUUCGUGUUUUAUUAUCUUCCCUAUAGAAGUGAAUGUGUUGGUAUACCUUGUGAAAACGGGCUACUCGGCCUGAUGUAUGUUAUGACUAAAUAUUCAAAGUUAACCCCGUACUUACCGGAGAAUGAAUUGCACUCAAUAGUAAAUGGAUAGAGUACUUCUCUAAAAGUGGUAGAUAUUGCUAAAGUAUCUGAGUCAGUGAUAUUUUUUUCUUGGUAUGUUUAUUUGAAGGGAAGACCAUGACAAGACAUUUUGUCGCUCACUGGAUUUUAGCCUAAAUAACUUCUUCCUACCUUCUAUCAUGUUUGAAUAUCUAAUUUAAGUUCUCGGCAUAUCUUAUAAUUUAAAUAAAGAGCUUGCUAAAAGUUGAA
Molecule: messenger RNA, 19101 nt
Organism: Coregonus clupeaformis (lake whitefish)
Lineage: Eukaryota; Metazoa; Chordata; Actinopteri; Salmoniformes; Salmonidae
Product: histone-lysine N-methyltransferase 2D-like
Exons: 51
Coding region: 632-16252 (5206 amino acids)
Biological process (GO): positive regulation of transcription by RNA polymerase II
Cellular component (GO): MLL3/4 complex; nucleus
Molecular function (GO): transcription coactivator activity; histone binding; histone H3K4 methyltransferase activity
Source: RefSeq, a predicted model, not a curated record